This is a messenger RNA of Tupaia belangeri chinensis (Chinese tree shrew), 5579 nucleotides long. It is a transcript of the gene PTPN21, whose product is annotated as protein tyrosine phosphatase non-receptor type 21. Gene Ontology annotation, cellular component: cytoskeleton; cytoplasm. The coding region runs from base 338 to 3850 and encodes 1170 amino acids. The record is from RefSeq and is a predicted model, not a curated record. Lineage: Eukaryota; Metazoa; Chordata; Mammalia; Scandentia; Tupaiidae. Gene Ontology annotation, molecular function: protein tyrosine phosphatase activity. The transcript is spliced from 19 exons. Gene Ontology annotation, biological process: protein dephosphorylation.
ACAAAGAGAAAAAGUCUUCCUUUUCCAGGUUCGCUGAUCUACUUGAAUACUUUCUAAAAGGGGUCUUGAACUGUAUUCUGAACCCAGCCGAUUGCUGCCACUUCACUCUGGCUCUUAGGCAUGUUUGUGCCUCUCGGAAUAACGCUGGCGUGGACGCCCCUUUUGCCUGGCCUUCAGAGACUCGGUUGCUUUUUAAUGGCGGCAGCAGCUGCUGGGUGAGGAUUGGGAGCCUGGACAGCGUUCUUCUCGCCAGGAGAGGACCUCUUUCUCCUGGCGUUACCACCGCUGGACUGGUGGGGGUGCUUUUCCCUCUUGACCCCUCUACUCUUGAAAGAAGAUGCCACUGCCAUUUGGAUUGAAACUGAAACGCACCCGGCGCUACACGGUGUCUAGCAAGAGCUGCCUGGUUGCACGGAUCCAGCUGCUCAAUAACGAGUUUGUGGAGUUCACGCUGUCUGUGGAGAGCACUGGCCAGGAGAGCCUAGAGGCUGUGGCCCAAAGACUGGAGCUGCGGGAGGUCACUUACUUCAGCCUCUGGUACUACAACAAGCAACAUCAGCGCCGGUGGGUAGAUCUGGAGAAACCUCUGAAGAAGCAGCUGGAUAAAUACGCGCUGGAACCUACCAUCUAUUUUGGAGUUGUGUUUUAUGUGCCUUCAGUUUCACAACUGCAGCAGGAGAUUACCAGGUAUCAGUAUUAUCUGCAGCUGAAGAAAGAUAUCUUGGAAGGAAACAUUCCUUGUACAUUAGAACAAGCAAUUCAGCUAGCAGGCUUGGCCGUUCAAGCUGAUUUUGGUGACUUCGAUCAGUAUGAAUCCCAGGACUUUCUACAGAAAUUUGCCUUGUUUCCUGUGGGAUGGUUACAAGAUGAAAAAGUACUGGAAGAAGCAACCCAGAAAGUGGCCUUACUACAUCAGAAAUACAGGGGGCUCACAGCUCCUGAUGCUGAAAUGCUGUACAUGCAGGAGGUAGAGAGAAUGGAUGGCUAUGGAGAGGAGAGCUACCCUGCGAAGGAUAGCCAAGGAAGUGACAUCUCCAUAGGAGCAUGUCUUGAAGGCAUCUUUGUGAAACACAAGAAUGGAAGGCCUCCGGUGAUAUUUAGGUGGCAUGAUAUUGCUAACAUGUCCCACAACAAGUCCUUCUUUGCAUUAGAGCUGGCAAAUAAAGAGGAGACCAUCCAGUUUCAGACUGAAGACAUGGAAACAGCAAAAUAUGUGUGGAGACUCUGUGUUGCACGACACAAAUUUUACAGACUGAACCAGUGUAACCUGCAAACUCAGACUGUCAUAAUAAACCCAAUCAGGAGGAGGUCUUCUUCAAGGAUGUCUCUGCCUAAGCCCCAGCCCUACGUGAUGCCUCCCCCACCCCAGCUGCAUUAUAAUGGACAUUAUACAGAACCUUAUGCUUCAUCCCAAGAUAACCUCUUCAUGCCCAACCAGAAUGGAUACUACUGCCACUCUCAGACGAGUUUGGAUAGAGCCCAGAUGGAGCUCAGCGGUCGAAUCCGCAAUGGCAGUGUCUACAGUGCGCACAGCACCAACUCCCUGAAUAACCCUCAGCCCUACCUUCAGCCCUCCCCGAUGUCCUCCAACCCCAGCAUUUCCGGCAGCGACGUCAUGCGGCCUGACUAUGUCCCAUCCCACCGGCACAGCGCCCUGAUCCCCCCUUCUUACCGCCCGACCCCGGAUUACGAGACCGUGAUGAAGCAGCUCAACCGCGGGAUGGUGCAUGCGGACCGGCAGAGCCGCUCGCUGCAGAACCUGAGCAUCGGCAACUCCUACGCCUACAGCCGGCCCGACGCGCUGGUCUACAGCCAGCCUGAGAUCCGCGAGCACGCCCCCUUCGCGUCGCCCCAGUCUGCGCACUGCCCCUUCAGCCUGAAUUACAGCUUCCACAGCCAGUCCCCCUACCCCUACCCGGCCGAGCGGCGGCCAGUGGUGGGCGCCGUCAGCGUGCCUGAGCUGACCAACGUGCAGCUGCAGGCCCAGGACUACCCGGCCCCCAACAUCAUGAAGACGCAGGUGUACCGGCCACCCCCGCCCUACCCCUACCCGAGGCCGGCCAACAGCACCCCAGACCUGUCCCGCCACCUGUACAUCAGCAGCAGCAACCCGGACCUCAUCACCAGGCGCGUGCAUCACUCGGUGCAGACGUUCCAGGAGGACAGCCUGCCGGUGGCGCACUCUCUGCAGGAGGUCAGCGAGCCGCUCACAGCGGCCCGGCGUGCCCAGGUGCAGAAGAGGAACAGCCUGGAGCUGGCGGGGCUGACGCAUGGCUUCGAGGGCCUGCGGCUCAAGGAGCGGACCAUGUCGGCCUCGGCCGCAGAUGUGGCCCCGCGGGCACCCACGGCGGGCUCGCAGCCCAGUGGCUUCCUGGAAAGAACCAAAGCAGAAGAGGCCGAAGAGCAGGACAGCUUGCGAUAUGGUCACAAGAAGUCCCUGUCCGAUGCCACCAUGCUGAUCCACAGCAGCGAGGAGGAGGAGGAGCUGGAAGAGGAAAGCAGAGCCCUGGCCUCUCUGCCUGCACGGCCCCGGGAGUCCCGGCCGCUGGGCUGCACCUGUGCCUCGGUCCCCACCCUCGCUGGCCCGCUGCACAUUCUUGAGCCCAAGGCCCACGUCCCGGAGGCCGAGAGCAAGGUGAGGGACAGCAGCCCGGUCCAUGUUCCAGCAGAAGGCCAGCGGCCUCGGAGGGAUGGACUGCUGACGCCCUCCAUGUCGGAGUCUGACUUGACCACCUCGGGGAGGUACCGGGCCAGGAGGGAUUCCCUGAAGAAGAGGCCGGUGUCAGACCUGCUCUCUGCGAAGAAGAACAUCGUGGAAGGACUGCCGCCCUUAGGGGGAAUGAAAAAAACUCGAGUAGAUGCAAAAAAAAUUGGUCCUCUUAAAUUGGCUGCCCUAAACGGACUCUCCCUGUCUCGAUUGCCUCUGCCUGAUGAAGGAAAGGAAGUGCCCAGCAGAGCGACGAAUGACGAAAGGUGUAAAAUUCUGGAACAACGGUUAGAACAGGGAAUGGUAUUCACAGAAUAUGAAAGAAUUCUUAAGAAACGGCUAGUUGACGGGGAGUGCUCAAUAGCACGACUCCCUGAAAAUGCAGAAAGAAAUCGAUUCCAAGAUGUCCUUCCCUAUGACGAUGCUAGAGUGGAGUUGGUCCCAACUAAAGAAAACAACACUGGUUAUAUCAAUGCUUCGCAUAUUAAGGUCUCUGUCAGUGGGAUUGAAUGGGAUUAUAUUGCCACACAGGGACCAUUACAGAAUACCUGUCAGGAUUUUUGGCAGAUGGUAUGGGAACAGGGAGUUGCAAUUAUAGCAAUGGUGACAGCAGAAGAGGAAGGUGGCAGGGAGAAGAGCUUCAGGUAUUGGCCACGUCUUGGGUCCAGGCACAACACCGUCACCUAUGGAAGGUUUAAGAUCACAACCCGGUUUCGCACAGACUCUGGCUGCUAUGCCACCACAGGCUUGAAGAUGAAGCACCUUCUCACAGGCCAGGAGAGGACAGUUUGGCAUCUCCAGUACACGGAUUGGCCUGAGCACGGCUGUCCAGAAGACCUCAAAGGAUUUUUAUCAUACCUUGAAGAGAUCCAGUCUGUUCGACGCCAUACAAAUAGUACAAGUGAACCAAAAAGCCCCAACCCUCCAUUGCUGGUCCACUGCAGUGCUGGAGUAGGAAGAACUGGGGUCGUUAUUUUGUCGGAGAUCAUGAUUGCCUGUCUAGAACACAAUGAGGUGCUGGACAUCCCGAGAGUCCUGGCCAUGCUGCGUGCGCAGAGAAUGCUGCUGGUGCAGACGCUCUGCCAGUACACGUUUGUAUACGGAGUUCUCAUCCAGUUCCUGAAGAGCUCCAGGCUCAUCUGAGCUCCACAGCUUGUUUUGGGGACCUAAUCCUUGCAGCGUUUACAGCUGAAACGUGCUUGCCUCACUCAUACUUUCUCCUCUCCACUUGAUGCACACAGCGAUACAUCAGGACGUGAGCGGUGCGACGUGAAUGGUGGCGCACUGAAGGAAAUUGCAAAGCACAAGACCGAAGGGGGGUUUCUGACCUGGGAAAGAUGCUGAAGAAGGAUUUAACUUUCAGGGCAUUGCCUGCUCUGGUCUGUCGGAUUUGCAGUACUUGCACACGUUUUGGAGAUUGUAUUUUCUAGACAAUUCUCUAUUUUACCGAAGCUAUGCUGGGCAAUUCUGGCAAUCAUUAAGGCACAUAGAUUUCUAUCUUGGACUAGUUUUUGAUAAUGGAAAUUUUAUUUUAUGACUAAAAUAUUGAGGGGUUUUCUUAGCAAGGAACAGAACUUUCCAUGGGGAUAACCCACAGAUAAGAGUGGUUUGUGUAUAGCUUUGUAUUUAAAACCAUGUUAUUAUCUUUUGUUAUUUUUAAAAAUCCUUGGGUACUUAAUGGUUUAGCUACCAAACCCAAAAACUAUAAGGAAAAUCUAAAAGUGUUAUUUUGAAACAGAAAGCAUUUUUAUAUUCAGAAAAUUUUUUAUUCUAAAAGUCCUAUAUAUUUGUACCUCCUAUAUUUUCCAAAUAUGAGCUCAAUUCAUUAAGAUACAGAAAUGAGUCAAUUAAUUUGUAAAAUUGGGAACGAAGGCAUAUUAUUUAAAAUGUAAGAAAAUAAUCAGAUUCAGUAUCUUCUCAGUAUUAUUAAUAAACCUAAAUGAGUUUGAUUUUACUGGUUGAAAAUGAAGUGAAAAACAGUUGCUUAGGAUGGUUUUACGCACUUUUUUUGUUCAAAACAAUAAAUCGGAGUUUUAAUAUAUGUGUUGCUUUAUAGAUGAAACAAUAACAAUGGACAUUGUCUUAGAAGGGUUUCAUAAGAGAGGAGGGCUAAGGGUACGUAGGAUGACCAGGACGAGUAAGUGAAAUGUGAUGGAAAGUGCCAGAUGCUUUCGUCUUUGCAGAAAUGCAUUAUUACCUGUGCUCUGACUGAGGCGUGCGAUGGAAAAUGGGGCCGGGAACACCAGGCCGACCCACAGAGCUUUUCCUAGGGAACUCAAGGCCUGCACUAUCAAUGACUUGUUUUGUUCCCUUGGAGUUCUUCUAUCUUAAACCUGUAUUCGUUUUUAUCCCUCCAUAAAUAAAUCCAGGUUUAUCAUUAAAAGAAGCCUCAAAAUGGCUUUAUUUUCUUUUGGUUGAAAAAAAAGGGAAUAGUUAAUAACAGUUUCACCUCUUUUCCCAAAACCAUAGCCCAAUCUUGUGGGACCACCAGAGAUUGCUGUGUGGUAUUCAAGAGGUACUUGAAUUUUAGUUCCCUAAUCCCCUCGGUCAGUUUUGGUUACCUAGUCUCUCCCUCUCCCUUCCCAUUUAGGCACAUCCCAACCAAUGGACAGCACCAGGCUAAGUUAAAGGGGCUGAGUGUGGUCUUUGGCUUUAGGCUAAGAUGGCCUUGUCACAGUUGUUGAAAAAGUCAGGACUAAUUGGAGUAUUUAGCUGAGAAGCCUUUUCUGUUUCCCUACUCCUGAGGCUGAUUUCCUAUAAUGUCAAAUCUAGAACUACACAUCAUUCUGGUUUUCAUGUCACUCCUAAAGAGUCGCACUCAUUAUUGUGAGCACGAGAUGUGUGCUGUCAGCAGUGAGGCAGGGUGAGGUAG